ACAGAUCGGUCGUAAAAAUAUUUUCCAAGUUCUUGCCGUAGUAUGUAUUUGCAAAUAAUUUCGCGUCGGUUUUGUGCCUGUACGUUUCGAAGCAAAUUUCCGCUGCCUCGUGGGUGAUGAGCAUAGAAGGAGGGGAAGUGAAAGAACGCGCGCGAAAAUAAGAAAUGGUGUCGCGUUUACUUUUCUAGUUUGCACGCUAUAAGCGCAGUUCGUGGAGCAGCAGUAAAGUGGCUGUCAUGAGUUCAUAAAAGUGGGUGGCGCGAUUCGCGGGGAAGUGAUGGAGAAGUGCUCAUUUUCGAAGCAAAUAAACUAGAACAGGUGCUAAUACUACUACCACUACUACUGUCUAGGUACAGAUACCUACGUAUAGACAGAUAGGAACGGGUUUAGCCUUUGGUGGGGCCGAUGUCCGGGAUCCGUAUACUUCAUGCCAAUAAAUGUUGUGUCUGAUGUUUGCCGCCUGUUAUCACUGGGUAAUGUUGGAAGGAAGCGGCAUCUAACGCGUGCCAACAAUCGACGGUUUAAUGGAUAAUGCACAGUUCAUGUAAAAUCGUGGAUGCGAUCGGCAGGUUUUUAUUUGUGAACGUGCAACUACCAAAGUAAAGAGGAAGAGGAGGUACGCUGCUGAAUCAUAAAUGGCAAUGAUGUGAUUAUGUGCAAAGUGCGAAGGAUUCCUUGAAUUGUGUUGAAGGAAGCAAUUUCACCUUCAGGUGUUUAUAUCGCUAAACUUUGGAAAGGGAAUCGUUUGGUUGGUCCGUUUCGCGAGCAUAUAAUACGACAUGGUUGUGUUUAGGCCUGUGCUGUAAGCGAAGGAUACCGGCAAAGUUCAAAGUUUAUGGAAUAUUUAUUUUUAGAACUAGACUUCCAGUAAUCAAUUCUGAGACGUUCGAGAUAAAUGUAGAUUUUGCUGAAGAUUGAAAACUGUGACUAUGUAUAGCGGGAGGUGGCAUUGAAUAAUUUAGAUCUGUCAAAGUAACAAUCACAGGAAGCAAUAAACCAUUCAAAUCAUGGACACAUCCCCUAUGAAAAACAACCGAAAGGUUCGCUUUUCUCUACCGGACAACAACAUUCCAGCAAUGCCAGCGGCUUUACAAAAACAGCGUCUAUCCCACGGCACUUUGCAGUAUGUGAACGGAACUCUGGUGAGCCAACCUGCAACGCCUGCUCCAAGCCCAUGCACGGGUGCUCAGCUACAAUCUCGCCCGGCCAAAGUCAAGGAAUCAAACACAAAAAUUGUUUUGCACCUGCGACCCUCAACCGGGAUCGAUAAAUUCGACAACAUGGAGGUUUGUCCAAAGUCUGCCAACGGUACACUCGAUAAGGGUCCGCGGAAGCCACCCAGGUCAGGCAUCCCAAAACUCGAAACAAGGGCCUACCGAACACUCCCACAAAUCAAUCAAAAGUUCCCCAGUAGUGAAGACCUUAAUCACGCGAAUGGCACAGCUCGAGACUUUUGUCAUAGGCAUAAAACAAGUGAGGAUCUGGGGUCCAAAGGAACAGAUGCCAAUAACAAUGUACAACAAAUUAGGAAACAAACGUUUAUGCUAAGAUCUGUUUCCAAUCUGAGUUCCAAUUCUGCGCCAAAAAUUCCUCCCGGUAGACCCAGAUCGAAAUCGAUGGGUAAAAUCAGUACCAACAAAAGCGGGAAAGCACUGAUAUCUUCGCACCUGCAGCAGCACGAAAGCAACGUCACCAUCAAAGUGCUGGAAAGUACCUCAACACGAAGAACCUUUCCAGCGGAAAACUUCGAACUAAACUCAAACAAACGUCACGGUGAGCAAAGGAAUUGUGGGAUUGGAAACGAUUCCACCAGCGGUACUGCUAGCACCAAACCCAACUCCCAGUAUGCCAAGUGUAAUUUUCUAACGGUGCCAGAGUUCAGCGAUCGGUUCGAUGGCAUGGAAACUGCUGUUUCCACUUCCGUCGCUGCUUUCGACGAUGACGAGGAAGAGGAGGGUGAUGAUGGAGAGACAAACCCCAUCGUAGAUUCUAGUAAUCGAACUAAUGGUGUUGACGUUAUUGAGUUGAAAAAAAGUGGUAGUGGAGCCCAUAGCUCUAAACGUGGUGCCAAUGGGGCUGGGCUGGGGAGUAAUGGUGCUAACGAAACGAAAGCUCCCACGGUGCUGAACGAUGCGGGCUUCAACUGUAUCCAAGACACCAACCUAGGGCGGGAAAGAAACGUCCUCCAGUUCUGGGACUUUGUCGAGCGAUGGCGCGCGAACCGGACGUUGAAAAAGCUCGACAGCUCGCACGACAGCUUCACCCGCAGUGGUAGCAGCGGAAAUGGUAGCGGACCAAAUGGCUUUGCGAAUGCUGGUUCCGACUCGCCAGUACAGAUUGGCGGUUCGAGCAAGUCAGACGUGAAAAGCCCAACACUCAGCUCCCGGAUACGAGCACUCAGGAUGAGCAUGGAACAAGUGCCCACAGUGACAACGCUGCUGAGGGCCUCACGCGAUGCCAACGAGCACCUACUGAAGGAAGUGUUUCGGGACAUCCUGGAGAAUGGCAUUUCCCGGGAGAAUCUCAACUCAACAGAUCGCAGUGGACGGACAGCCAUUUCGUACAUCUGUUCUACAAACUUGACAAACUUCUUGGAACUAUUUCUGCAGAUACCGGGAAUCGAUGUAAACAAACCGGACAACGAGGGCAACACACCGCUUCACUUUGCUGCACAGGCCGGACUCUCUGACAUCGUCAACAUGCUAAUCACCAAGUGCCGAAGUUUGGUAAUUGAUCCCAAAAACAACCUUGGCUUCACACCACUGAUGAAAGCUGCCCUCCAGGGAAGGACCCGUUGUGCCAAGCUGUUGCUUUUCGCUGGGGCAUCGCCAGUAGAGACCGAUACCGGACGGGGAUUUAGAGCGGAGCAGUGGGCUCGAUUUUGUGGAAGACACUCGUGUGCCGAGACGAUAGAACAAUGUGCCCGAGCACGACUGCUGGACAAAUCUACGCCAUGUGGCAAGUGGUCCCAUGACAUAAAUCUUCCGAUCGAAAAGAACGCCUUGAAGGCAACCAGAAGCAGCAGUAUCACACCACAAACAACUAGCCAAAAUGGAAUUCGUUCCAAGUUCCGCAAAGUAUUUCCCUUCAAUUUCUCUUCAAAAGACAAGCAGGCUUCGAAGGAAGUUGACGAGAACUAUACCAAAGAUUUGGUAAAUUAUCUCAAAUCAGCCACAAUUUGCGUCAGCGGACCAGCGCUGUCUGCCAACAGGAAGAUUAUUCAGAGCCUUAUCCGACCACUAGAAGUGCCAAAACUAGAAGUGACUUACGCCAACAAUAAUGCACUUAUCAAAAAGUACGAAGCUGCGGAUUACGGCAGCAGCGGUACGGAGAUCGUAGACGAGCGACGAGAGUCUUCACCGGUACCAACGGCAGCGAGAGGAAAGGUCAAAAAUUAGUAGCCAGUGACACCAAUUCUUCAAUACUCUAAGUUUAAAUAGAGCAAAGUAAUGCUUGAAUAUCAUAGUUUUUCUAAUAAAUAGUUCUUAAUCUCUUUAUCAGUAACUGUUAAUAUUUCUUAUACAUAGUUGAUACACCAAAAAGUGCAUUGAGUUGACAUACCAGCGUUUUCUGCUAUAGUGUCUAAAAACCUGAAAUAUUGUAUGUAAUCUUCCUUGUCGAAAUACCUUCUUCUCUAGCUUGUAAGUAAGCAUUAUUAAAAUAUAACUACUUCGGAUAGACUGUAACGGAGAAGAUUUCCUUAACGAAGACUAUUUACUACAUGUUUACAUGAAUCUCUACAGAUACGAUAUAGUAACCAUGAUUGUAGUGAAUAGAGCUUACCAAUCUGUAAUACCAACAAAUACAUGAAUAGUACUUUUUACUCAAGCUGAUGUAAUUUAUUUAGGCAUAAGAGCACUCACUGCUGGGCGAAAAAAAUGUCCAAUAAAAAUAGAUAUUAAAUAA
Topomyia yanbarensis is the source of this 3906-nucleotide messenger RNA. RefSeq lists its product as uncharacterized. The record is from RefSeq and is a predicted model, not a curated record. Lineage: Eukaryota; Metazoa; Arthropoda; Insecta; Diptera; Culicidae. The transcript is spliced from 10 exons. The coding region runs from base 1008 to 3398 and encodes 796 amino acids. Gene Ontology annotation, molecular function: protein binding.